UGCUUAGAAAAGAUUUUUUAAAAUUUGAAAAUAAGAAGCUUUCAGAACAGAUUCCUUGAAACACUUAAUUUUAACCAAACAUCUCUGUCCCAAACAGAGUUCAAGGCCCCAGCAGCUGUCACACUGGGUCUCUGCUCCUCUUCUGGCAUAUAUUCACAAAUCAGACGUUUCCAAUAGAGACAGUAAACACACAGGGAAACCAGCAGCUUUCAGGAGCUUUUGCUUCUGCUACAUAACCACAACAAAAGGCCUCCUGACUACUCAGCAGCAAUCUCCACAGCACCCUUUGCUAUUAAACCAGACUGUUGUUCUGAGGAUUUUGAAUAGAGGCUGAUCUCAGCUGCAGUCACUGUAAUCACCUGGUAAGCUAAGAGUUUGCUGGCUACAUCUGGAGAUCCCAUUGCUUCCAAUUACAGUCCCUUCUUAUGAAAUUGCUGUUACCAUGAAAACCCCGACAGCACGCAAGCAAUGAUGCAACAGAAAGAAGUAGGAAAAGGACAUUAAAUAAGAGGGAAGUAAACCAGUGCUGAGCACUGCCUGUCAGUGCUGCUGUGUAUAUUCUUUUCUGAAAGCACUCCAAAGCAAUAGCUGAAAAAAAAAUGUUAGGAGAAAAGGAACUUCAAAAGUGCAAACAAGAAUAGGUUUCACUUUCUGAGAAGUCACAAUAUGGCUAAAAAGGCUGGGUAUAUGGUGAGUCUCAAAAUGGACAAGCUGGAAAGGAGUUCUGGAAUCAGGAGAAAUACCUUGGUUAAGUCUCAGCAAACAGGAACCAUCUCUGGGGCAACCAGCCCCAGCUCCUCCUGUGUCCUAGCAGCACCCAGCUGAGCAGAACUGGCAACCACUGCACAAAUGGCUGCUUGGGCCUGGGCAGACAAGCAGGCAGACCAGGUCCAACAGGAUAAGAUCUGAGAGUCUGUGGAGGCUGGACAGAGAGGAAGAAGAAUCUGGUACCAGAACUGGAGUUUCCUAAAGGACUAUGACCAAAUGGGUAAGAGAAAGGAGCAGAAGCCACUGCCAAGCUAUAUGUCUGUGUUCUCAAGCAAAGUUCCCAACUCAACCAACCAAACUACUGGCAGCCAUAUGAAUACUGAGCUUCACAGGGCUCUGGUAAAUAUGAAUUCUUCAGUAGUGCUGCAUGAAUCGGGAUAUUUGAGAGUGAGUUCCAGCUUUCUUAGUGCUUCAGUAACAACAUAACAGCAACAAAGUAAGUUCUUUCAAGGGUAAAAACAGAUCUGAUCGAACAAUGCCAUAAUAGAUGAUCCUCUCCAUAUUUCGAGUGACUGCACCAUAUACAGACAGCACUACAGAUCUCAUCCAUCUUCCUAUGAAAAAUACAGUAAGGAUGCUACUAAUAUCUGAAAGAACAAAACUACAGACAAAAGGCCAUUUCUUCCUGAAUUUUGUCUCCUGAAAGCGAACAAUUAUAAGAGAUCUGCUCAGAUGAGUCACAACAUAAAAAAUGCACUUCCAGUUCUGAAAGCCAGCAUGAUAAAAACGCAGCAGCUUGUUGCAUUUCAUGUAGUUAGACAAAGAUUCAUCAGCUUCUGUCAUCUGCAUGUUUAAACUUGCUCUAAAGAAUAAUACUUAGGCAUGUGAGACAUGCUCUGUGCUUUUCACCACUCCCUGCUGAAGAACAAAUA
Messenger RNA from Taeniopygia guttata (zebra finch), 1640 nucleotides. The record is from RefSeq and is a predicted model, not a curated record. Lineage: Eukaryota; Metazoa; Chordata; Aves; Passeriformes; Estrildidae.